AUGUCCUUUCAUACAUUCUCCUUUAUUGUUGUCGUAUGGAAAUGGGCAAGAAUGUGCAUGCGUGAGUGUGCAUGUACACUCAUCUCAUGUCCUCCUCCUCUUCCCACUUCGAAACCCAACCUUCUAAUCAAAAUAUCUGUAAGAGUAACCACGAGCACAAGAGGCGAUUGUGAAACAGAAAUAAAUGAAUGUGGAAGGAAACAUGCUCUAAUGAAGUCUCUGUGCAGAGGUGUUAAAGCGUGGAAAAGAAUCAUCACUGUAUUAGUCACAUGCCUAAUCACAGGCUUGCCAUCGGUUUUGACAUCAUCUGCAUCAACAGCGAAUUCAAAAGCAUACGUUUUUAUUAAACCAUUUUUAUCUUCAGAGAAGUUUUGGGGUGCUACAGCAUACAUUCUGAGAGAAAUUAGCCUUUUCUUACUUAAAUACCUCAGUGGUUACCUGUUUGAUCUCGUAACCAUCAGACAAAAAAAUAUUCUCAAAUUAGGCUUUGUGACGAGUCACGUCGAUUUCACAACUGUGCAAAGCAGCAAAGAGUCCAGUCAACGGAGAUGUCAAAGGGUUUUAAGGUUUUACCUACUAUUCAAACUCAAUAUCAACAAUAAGGUGCAUAUAAGACGUACAAAGAAAACUGAUGGAUCGACUGAUCAAAGCCGAGAGAUGCCUAUUGUGGAAAGAGAAUUCGAGGAUAAUUUGUAA
Messenger RNA from Echinococcus granulosus, 696 nucleotides. RefSeq lists its product as hypothetical. The record is from RefSeq and is a predicted model, not a curated record. The coding region runs from base 1 to 696 and encodes 231 amino acids. Lineage: Eukaryota; Metazoa; Platyhelminthes; Cestoda; Cyclophyllidea; Taeniidae. The transcript has 5 exons.